GCUUCUGCACGCCAUUUUGUAAUUUUGAGCAUGUUGAUUUGUUCACGAAAAUGAUUAUCCUAACGCUAGUAUUUAAUUCUAGGAGUAUAAUUGAUUAAGUAUAGUUUAAUAAGAUAAAAGAAGCAAUACAGCAAAAUGGAUAUGCCAGAAGUGAAGGCGUUCAACGCGGAGUUAUCCGGGUUGUACGACAACAAGCCUCCGAUCUCGAAGGCAAAGAUGAGUGCUAUCACACGGGGUGCUAUUAAGGCUAUAAAGUUCUACAAGCACGUCGUACAUAGUGUUGAAAAGUUCAUUCAAAAGUGCAAGCCAGAGUAUAAAGUGCCAGGUUUAUACGUGAUAGAUUCGAUAGUACGGCAGUCGCGGCACCAAUUCGGGCAGGAUAAAGAUGUGUUCGCGCCGCGGUUCGCUAAGAACAUGCAACAGACCUUCGCGAACCUGUUCAGAUGCCCUCCUGAAAAUAAGGGUAACAUCAUCCGAGUGCUAAACCUCUGGCAGAAGAACAAUGUUUUCGGACCUGAGGUGAUCCAGCCGCUAAUGGAUAUGGCAGAUCCUAAUCAUCCGCUACAUCAGGAGAUCCAGCAGCAACAAAAUAAUACUGCUAAUGGGAGCAGUCUAACUCUGAAUACCAGCCACAACACAGACAAGAAGAUAUCCCCAGUGCCGGCUCCGCUGCACACUCCUCCGGACAACUCUCCUAUGGGUGAUUCAUUCCAGGAGCAACCGUCAGGCAACCAAGGCGUGAAGUUCAACCGCAAGCUGCUCUCCAACGACUUCGAGUACGAGAGCGACGACGACGGCGCGCACGACGCGCACGCCGCGCACGCCACGCACGGCACGCACGGCACGCACGGCACGCACGGCACACACGGCACACAUGCUCAGCCACAGCAGACCGCUGACACGUUGCCGUUGGGGAGUAUACUGACGAAUCCUGAAAUAAUGCGGCAGCUGCAGAGCCUUCAGGCGCAAAUGCAACUCAUGACUGGAAUGUCUGGAAUGCAGAUACCUAAUUUAAUGCCAAUGAUGACGGAGUUACAGCAGAAUCAAAACCAACCAUUUUUGAACAAAGAACAGCAGAAACAGAAUGAGUCCAAAGAUGACAUGGUCGAAUCCGACAUCGAGUUUGUAGAGACUGGGCCGCAGGUCAUUGAAAUACCCGAUGCCAAUGAUUCCAGGAGCCCCUCCCCCCGGCGGCGCCACCGUUCGCGCUCUCGCUCCCGCGGCCGGCGCCGGCGCAGUCGCUCUCGCUCCCGCUCCAGCCGCUCGCCGCGGCGGAGGCGAGACAAGGACCGCGACCGAGAACGGGACAGAGAUCGGGAUCGUGACAGAGAUAGAAAUAAGGAUAAUAAGAGUCACAAAGAAAGGGAAGCUGACAAGGAGAAACAGAGGGAACGGGAGAAGAAAGGUUUGCCACCGAUUAAGAAGGAAAAUCUAAGUGUGUGCAGCACGACCCUGUGGGUGGGCCACCUGUCCAAGCUGGCCACGCAGGAGGAGCUGUCGGACCUGUUCGGGGCCGGGGGCGGCGUGGUGUCCAUCGACGUGGUGGCGCCGCGCGGCUGCGCCUUCGUGGUGAUGGAGCGGCGCCGCGACGCGCACAAGGCCCUCACCACGCUCAACAAACACAAGCUGCACUCUAAAGAGAUCGCGGUGGCGUGGGCCCCCGGCAAGGGCGUGAAGGGGCGCGAGUGGAAGGACUACUGGGAGGCCGAGCUCGGCGUGUCCUACCUGCCGUGGGCCGCGCUGCACGCGCGCUGGGUGCUCGGCGCGCUGUCCCUGGACGCGCUGGAGGACGGCGGCGCCGUCGACGAGGAGACGCUCCCGCCGUGGCUGCCUCCCAGGAUUCUACCCAAGACCCUAAUGGACGGCAUGGUCGGCAUGAUGCCCAUGGGCAUCCCCGGCCCGGCCGGCAUGCCGCCCAUGCCCAACGCCAUGCCCAAUGCCAUGCCCAACGCCAUGCCGAACGCGAUGCCCAAUCCAUUGCAAAACGCAAUGCCCAACGCGAUGCAGAACGCCAUGCCUAAUGCGAUGCAGAAUGCCAUGCCCAACGCAAUGCAAAAUGCGAUGCCCAAUGCCAUGCCUGGGGCAAUGCCAGGGAUGUCUGCGUUGCAGUUACCACCACCUGGAAUGGGCCCGGGCCUGCCCCCCGGCAUGCCGCCCGGUAUGCCGCCCGGCCUGCGGCCGCCCAACAUGCCGCAGCAGGUGCCCGGUAUGCAGCCUGAAGCGGGCAUGCCGCCGACCAGCGCCCUCUUGAGGUUCCCGGGGAUGCCGCCGCAGCCCAUACAGUCCAUGCAGUCCAUGCCACAGCCGGGCAUGGCGGCGCUGCCGGGCUUCCUGGGCGGGCUGCUGGCCGUGGGCGGGCUGGUGGGCGGCGUGCCGCUGCACCGCGCGCCGCCGCCGCACGCGCAGCUGCAGCAAAGGGUGUCGGAGGUGACGAGAACCGACGACGCGAUGGACCUGGACACCGAGGACGCGCACAACGAGGACGUGCCGCUGCCGGACCAGCUCCAAGCUCUCCUCUCAAAACCACCGCCGGGCUUCAACUCCUCCGAACCUCCCCCCACAUUCAACCUCUCCGAGCCGCCGCCCACCGCACCCAACACUGAAGAGAAGCAGGACGAUAAGCGGGACCGGGACCGCCGGGACCGCGACCGAGACCGACGGGACCGAGGCGAUCGGGACAGAAGAGACCGGGACCGGGGGAAUAGGGACAGGGAAAGAGGCGGGCGGGAUCGUGAUAGGGACCGAGGCGAUCGUGACCGCGACCGUGACCGUGACCGCGGCGCUAGGGACCGGCGCGACCGCGACCGGGACCGGGACCGCGACAACCGGGACCGGUUUAACGCGCCGAGGGAUAAUAAUAAUAGAGAACGGAGCCGGUCCACGUCCCCGCGCGAGGGCGGCGCGGGCGGGGAGAAGUCGCUGCAGGAGCGGCUGUGGGAGAUGGCCAACGGCAAGCGGGAUGAGUUCCCGCAGCCGCAACAACAAGAUAACAUGGGUCUAGAAGAGAACAGGGUCGACCGGCCGCCUCUGGACCGAAUGCCACGACCAGGAAUGGACGGUGAUCCGAGAAUGCGAGGGCCCCGACCGCCUAUAAGAGGGCCGUGGAUGGAGCAAGGACCCGGAGGCCCCCCGGGCCAGGGCCCGCCGUUCGGCGCGCGCUUCAACGGCCCCGGCGCGCCGCCGCCGCCCGGCUUCCCCGGCGCCGGCCCCGGCCCGCGCUUCGAGCGCCCGCCCUUCGGCCGCAUGCCCUUCGACGGGCCCGGCCGGCCCCCGUUCGACGCCGUCCGGCCUCCGUUCGACGGCCCGAGACCCCCGUUCGACGGCCCGCGCCCGCCGUUCGACGGCCCGAGGUUUGACGGCCCCCGUCCGCCGUUUGACGGCCCGCGCCCGCCCUUCGACGGCAACAGGCCUCCGUUCGACGGCCCGCGGCCCCCGUUCGACGGCCCGCGCCCGUUUGACGGCCCGCGUCCGUUCGACGGACCGUUUGACGGCGAACGUCCGUUCGACGGCCCGCCGGAAUUCUUCACCAACAGACGCUUCGAGGACCGCGAGUUCAACGACCGAGGCUGGAACGGGGACCGCGAGCGCGGCGACCGUGACUGGAACGAUCGCAGGAACGACUGGGACGACCGCCGGAGGGACCGGUUCCGAGACAAGGACAACGAGGACAGGUUCGACAGGACCAGGAACGACCGAAGGAGGAACUUUGACGAUAGGAACGAUCGCGACCGGGACCGUAGUGACCGUGACCGCAGUGACCGUGACAAGAGUGACCGGGACCGGCCCAAGAGGGAGGAGCGCUCGCGUGCCGAUCGGCAGAAAGAUAGAAAAUCUAGAUGGGGCGCCGCGGAAGAAUCCAGAGAGGGUGAAACUUCUGCAGACGCCGCAGAGACUCCUAAAGAGACCACAGCAGCCCCUAAAGAGGUUAGCUCGGAGCAACCUGAACAAAUAGACGUUCGUUCUAAUCAGGAUGAAAAUGUGGAAUCUAGAGAACCAGCGAGCGAGUCUGCCCCGAUGGAAACCGAGAGUACAAUAGAUACCCAUCAGGAAAGGGAACCAGUAGAAACAGAGACAAAGCAAUAUGAAGAAGCCCCCGAGUCUCAAAGAUUUGAUGAUAGUCAUCAAGCGGAAGAACCCAUAAACAGAGAAGGCAUUCGAGAAAGUUAUGAGGAAAGGGUAGAGGCUCCAAUGGACGAUCCGAGAGACGAACCGAGAGAAGAAACGAGAGAGUGUGAAGCAGCCCCAGUGAGUGAAGUCGCAGAAACGCCAGAUUUAUAUGAUGCAAACGACGCAGUAGAUACCAGCUUCUCGAUAGCACCAGAAAAUAAAGAAAUCGAAAACAAAAUAGAAUCUACAGAGACAGAAUCUGACAGAAUAGAGCCCAAAGAUACAGAGUCCAAAAGUGAGGACAUUUUCGAGCCAUCUAAGGGAGAGCCUUGACAGCGCCGAAGAUGGAAAUCGGGAUAUUUCCAGUGGAACUGAUUCGGGGACGUGGACGCGAUUUUCCGACUAUGGUGUUCCGUCUUAUUUGGUAAGAAUUUCUAAACUUACUGUGACUUGUAGAUAUUGAAAUUUGAUUUCGGAAUGGUGAUAUUUCUUUAUCAGAUAUUUUAUUUGAAAUUGUAAUUAUUCGAUUCGUUUUUGUUAUAAAAUAACGGUAAACUGUUGAGGUUCGAUGUUUUUAUCAAAUAAGACGCAAAUUCAAAGCCAAUUUAAUUUUCAAUUUGAUAGAAUGUUCAUGAAUAGACUGAUUAAUGAAAUACCUGUUGUAAACGUUAAAUGCGAGGCAAGUACAAAUUGUUCAUUUUAUAAUUGAAUCUAUGGUUGUAGAAGCGGAUUCGACGCGCUUUGUAGUCUUCCUGAAGUAAAUUGACAGCUAAAUAACGUUAUUGGGGACGCUUUUAAGCAAAAUAUACCGUUUAUAUCGGUCUUUCAGUCACGACAACGACUUAUAUUGAAAAUUAAAACCGAUAAAGUGGUACAUUUUGUUUGAGUACACGUUUUUAUACCAUAGUCGGAAAGCGCAGUGAAAUCAAAGGCAUAUUAUACUCGCGAAUCGCAAGAGGCAAGCUAAAGUAUCAGCUUCAAGUAGUCAAAGAUCUUUACCUUGGCUCCGCGCGAUAACGGGCCGAUAGAAACCAUAUGACGCCAAAGAUUUUAAUUUUAUAUUUACACCUUGUUGAAAUAUACGUGCCUUAUUGGUGA
This is a messenger RNA of Cydia pomonella (codling moth), 5205 nucleotides long. RefSeq names its product SR-related and CTD-associated factor 4 (gene Isha). NCBI's taxonomy places the organism in Eukaryota, Metazoa, Arthropoda, Insecta, Lepidoptera, Tortricidae. The record is from RefSeq and is a predicted model, not a curated record. Gene Ontology annotation, molecular function: RNA binding. The coding region runs from base 136 to 4440 and encodes 1434 amino acids. Gene Ontology annotation, cellular component: nucleus. The transcript has 23 exons.